Molecule: messenger RNA, 1818 nt
Organism: Tuber aestivum (summer truffle)
Lineage: Eukaryota; Fungi; Ascomycota; Pezizomycetes; Pezizales; Tuberaceae
Source: the annotation of a GenBank genome assembly
AUGGCCAGCCAGCCCUCCCAGCGAAUCCACUCUCCGAGCAGGGGGGUUUCGUUGCUUGUCCAUGUAUGUUUACCACCUUCACGGCUCGGGUUAAGUGAUGGGCGAGUCUUGCUAAAGCCGUUAUUGUAAUAGCUCGCGGGUUUAAUUAGCUUUUUCAGUUCUUUUGAUUUGUACCACCUCCCCCCUCCUUCCUCCCUUCCUCCCUUCCUCCUUACUUCCCUCCCCCUCCCUGUGAAGUCGAUAUUGAAAUCAAUAUCACAUCGCAGCGCAAUGCCAGUACAUGUGCUAACGCCUUAUCAAGCCUCCUCAAGAAUCCAAACGAAAUGUACGUCUCUCAAUCAAACAAUCUAAUGCGGGAAAUUUUUCCUAUCCCUGAUCUAUAUCUCUCACCUGGGAUGAUUUCCCGACCGCUUACCGCCGCACUGACCAAAUCACGCAUCACAUAUACAGAAGUAAAGGAUAUGGGUGCGUAUUGCUACCCCCCUUCCACCAUGCCCUGUCUUAUCUCCUCAUUCUUCUUUCCCUCUGCCACCCCUCCUCUUUACCUGGUACAAGACGAACUAAUUCUCGGUACGACACCGUAUCAACAGCUGGCACUUUCAAUUUCUUACGUAAGCCCGCAGCCCCCCACGCUCUCCUUCCCCCCACUUCACUCGGUUUGAGGAAGGUUGCCAGCACCCCCGAAUUUGUCAAUCUGCCGAUGAGAAAAGAAAAAUAAUAAUAUUACAUUCAGCCAAGAAAUUUUGUCUGAGAGCGGAGGAGAUCCGGUGUCGGGUUUUCCAUCUUAUCGUUUUUUUUGUCGCUAAUUCGGCAAAAACGUCGUAACCUCACAGGAUUAUCGCCCUAAGCCUCGCAACAAUAACCUUUGUGCUGGGGCUUGUAGCAGACCUCUUUCUCUGGCGGAACGCCUUCAUCGCCAAGAAUUGGCUGGCGGUUGGAAGUGCUCCGCUCGAGACGUUGAUCAGUAUUUUGUAUUGGGGUAUCAGUGCGGUGCAUUCUAACCUUUUUUUAAGAAAAUUCUGAUAACCCUCCCCUACAUUACCCAUAUAUGUUGCUCCUACAUAUACGCUCCUGCACUUGUGCACGAUGCAACAUCUCGUCCCGGGACUGCAGGCUAAUCUGAACGAGGGGCCGGGGGGAGGUUAUGAACGCUUCAGAUUGAUAGAGACCUAGUUGUUCCGCCUGACAUGCGGCUUGACCCUUUUGUCGGUUAGUCUCCUCAUCCACUCCCUUCUGCAUAUAUUGUGCAUACCCGCCCUGCCUUAUCUCUAACCCUUUCUUUCCUUCUCAUUUCCUCCCUCAAGACAUGGGCUUUCACCUCUUCCCCGCGCUCCUCCUACUCAUCGACAUUCUGCUCCUCUCGCCGCCAUGGGCAUUCACUUUUCUACCCGCAAUGUUGAUCCCCUCGGGAAUUGCCACUGGGUAUUGGAUCUGGCUAGAGCAUUGCUUUUCUGUUAACCGGAAUUAUCCAUAUCCGUUGUUCGAUGUUAUUGGACCCAAGGAGAGGGUCGCAGUGUUUGUUGGGAGCGCGGUUAUGAUGAUGGUUUGUGCUUUGGGAAUUGGGUGGGGGUACGAGAAGGUCAAUGGGGUUGACAUGGUUAAGCAGGUGGAGAGGAAGAGGGCGUAGGUCUGGUGGAGUGGGUGUGCUUGGCGCUAGGGGGGGGGGGGGGGAACUAUGGGGACAAUAUAUGGGCUGUGUGUGGGGAAGGGCGUGGAUGGAGACGACAUUGAUAGCUAAUAAUAUAGCGAUGGGUGAGACGGUGAAUAAUUAUUGGUAUUUUUGGGUACUAUAGAUACAAACAUAACUUUUGGUCUACU